AUGGUCAAAGAAGAGCUAAAACUCAACGUGACUGAAGAAGAGCCAACAGGAAGACAACCAAGAUGUCCUUUUGUCAUGGAUGACAAGUUAGACUGUAAAGGCCUCAAAUACCAGCCCAAGGGAUCUGGCCUUAGUUUGGUGGUCAGGGACCACGCAAAGGUUAUAAGCAGAGGAAUGACAGGAUCAGAGUUGGGCUCCAAGAGGGAUGGCCUGAAGCAAAGACGUACUGGAGCACCUGGCAGAGGCUGCUUUGCCCUGGCCAUUCUGCUGGCAAUUGUGGAGAACAAGCUUGGUCGAUGAAUGCACAUCCUCAGCUCAACUUCCCAGGAGGAAGCAACUGUGUUGCUUAAAAAAGAAGAGGCUGAGGCGGGUAUGGUGUUUUUGUGCAAGGACAAGUCUUAAGACUGUUCCCCUGAGACUAGCUUGGAGCAACUGAGACUUAAAUUGGAUCCUGGGAGAGAUGGUAUCAGUGAAAUAUCAUCUCAGUUGGUGUUCACCAUAAACCAAGCCAUGGCAUUGGACAGUGAGACCUACCAGCGGUGUGCCAGAAGCCAGAAGCUGGAUAUCUGCCUUCAGGGCCAUUAUUUCUCUGUUUGAGUCACAGGGGUGAACUACACAGUAAUGGGAUUGAAACGACACCCCAAGUUUGGCCACAAUAAAGGUGCUCUCAGUUCAGGCUUCCUGCAAGAAAAGGUCUGGAUGAUGCUGGUCACCAGCCUGGUGGCCCUUCAAGGUAUGUUCAGAAGAGCUUUUAGCACCCCAAGAAAUGAGAGUGCUAUACCUUUAACAUCUUGAUUACUCUCCAGGAGAAGGGUGGAAAGGAAGCCCAGAGUGGGACAGGGCAAUGCUCCUUAGGCCCUGGCUGUCCACAUGAAAACAUCACACCAGUAUGAGGGCAAAAUUGGUCCAAAGGGCCAUACUAACUAGGGGAUGAUAGAUGAAUCAGACUUUCAUUGGGUAGGAGGUCACACCUAUGAGGAAAGCAAGCCUGUGGGAGAGGCAAGCAAAUACAAAUACCUCUACUUACUGGAUGAACAGAGGGCUACAAGUUGAGGCAACAGAUGUUUGGCUAUAAUGUGAAGAUGAGCACGGCAAGAAACAGACUUGGUCUGGAGGUGGGUUUUAAACAAUGCAGCUCUUCAGCAAAGGUUGAUGGCCAGAUUGAGUAUAUAAAACUCUUGUAGUUGA
Messenger RNA from Balaenoptera musculus (blue whale), 1188 nucleotides. RefSeq names its product CD160 molecule (gene CD160). Gene Ontology annotation, cellular component: plasma membrane. The record is from RefSeq and is a predicted model, not a curated record. Gene Ontology annotation, biological process: regulation of adaptive immune response. NCBI's taxonomy places the organism in Eukaryota, Metazoa, Chordata, Mammalia, Artiodactyla, Balaenopteridae. Gene Ontology annotation, molecular function: transmembrane signaling receptor activity.